Molecule: messenger RNA, 1292 nt
Organism: Cajanus cajan (pigeon pea)
Lineage: Eukaryota; Viridiplantae; Streptophyta; Magnoliopsida; Fabales; Fabaceae
Product: deSI-like protein At4g17486
Biological process (GO): protein deubiquitination
Molecular function (GO): deubiquitinase activity
Source: RefSeq, a predicted model, not a curated record
AGUAGCAGGGAAUAAAAAAUUGGCAAGUGGGGAGGUGGAAGUGAAGUGAAAGGUGUGGCGUCUUGAGUCAAAAGUAACCGCUUCUGAUCAACUAUAAGUCUAAUGUUUUGUUAAGGUUAUUGUCUGUGUGUCUGUGUGGCAUGGACAUGGACCUCAAUAGAAGAUGGAUCUGUCUUCUGUGAGGGUCUUAUCUUCCCCAUGUCCAUGGAAUUUCUCUUUCCUUUUAUAACUGCUUUCCUCUUUUGGUAAUUUCAUCUGUAAGGUUGCCCUAUUUGCCCCAUAAUUUGUACAGUACGUCACUAUGGGAGUGGACAACGAUUCCACUUCACAAUGCAACGACCAACACAGCAAAAUCAACUCACUUGUCGUCUUGAAUGUUUACGAUCUCACCCCUAUUAAUAACUACCUCUACUGGUUUGGAUGUGGCAUCUUUCACUCUGGCAUUGAAGUGCAUGGUAAGGAGUAUGGAUUUGGAGCGCAUGACUUCCCAGCAAGUGGAGUUUUUGAAGUGGAGCCAAGGAAUUGCCCUGGAUUCAUAUAUAGAUGUUCCAUCACUUUGGGUCAAACCAAUAUGAAUCCUUCUGAGUUCCGAACAUUUAUUGAAGACAUGGCUUCCAAGUAUCAUGGGGAUACCUACCACCUUAUCACUAAAAACUGCAAUCAUUUUACAGAUGAUGUCUCCUAUAGAUUGAUUGGGAAAAAAAUCCCGGGUUGGGUGAAUAGGCUUGCUAAGCUAGGUGCUUUGUGUAGCUGUCUACUUCCUGAAAGUCUUCAAGUUACAAGUGUUAAACAGCUACCUGAGUACCAUGAAUGCUCGGAUGAUGACUUUAUUGAAUCUCUUUCACCUGCCACUCCCCGUGAGUCAACAGAAAUAGAUGAUGAGCAAGAAAAGCACCUUCUUUCAUCAUCCACUGGAACUGAGGAUGUUACUUUCGUUAAAGAGACUCAAGUAAAAUAAAUAUAGUUUCUUUGAGGUGAGAAAUAACACAGGUUGUCUUCGCUUUGAAUGUUUAUCCAUUUGAUUUGCAGUGAUUCUUUUUUCUCAUUCUUCUGUGGCUUUCUUCAUUUAAUUUGUUUCAUUCAUUGAAAAUGAAGAAGCCAUUCUUCUGUAGUGUGUAAAGUCUUUUGAAUGGGGCUUUUUUGUUUGUGUGUAUUUUUAUUUUCUUUUGAGGGGUGGAAAGUGGGAUGAGGUUUGGGACUCACAAGUCUUUGUUAUAUUGUCAUGUAAAAUUGUAAAUGACACGAGACAUCCAUGUUUGAGGCUUACGAAUGUUUAAUGUUGUUCUAACCAA